AGGAGGCUUAAUUGUUACUAUGAUAGAUUUUAAUCUCCUUCCUUUCAAGCUGAACUAACGUACCUGUUCACUUCUACUCUACUUUGGCUUUUGAUUCCUAUAUGUGGCUGCUGGCUUUGCAAAGAGAAAUACUCAUUUAGGACAGGUGGAGCAGGGAGCUCAGCCACACCCCCUGAUUCUCAGAGGAGCUGAGAGCUUUCUGGGCAGCGUGUUCACCACUGGCAUAACUUUUCUCAUGCAGAAACCUACAGAGAAAGUCCUGCCUAUGCAGCAACGCUGAAAGCCUGACUGAAGAGUUUGGGGAAAACCUUGCUGAAUCCCGUGGGGCUGGGAUUUCUUCUUUGUAUCGUUGAAAAUUGUGUCAUUGGAAAGCCCAGCACAGUUUUUCGUAUCAGCAUCACUGGAAAGUCCACCAUGGUUUUUCCCGUCAGUAUCACUGGAAAGUCCACCAUGGCUUUUCUCAUCAGCGUCACUGGAAAACCCACCGCGGCUCUUCUCAUUAGCCCCGUGUAGAAGAGGGAGUACUGGGGCAGCACCUUUGUCUGAAAUGAGACGCAGCAGCACCUUUCUUCACCACCAAAGUCACCAAGCCACGCAUGGCUUCAGCUGUCACCUAGCGGGCGUCUGCUCAUGAUGUCACAAGGGAACAGCGCUGUGGUGAGAUCACAGUAAGGAAACACCCACCUGCCCUGUUAGAAGAUGGUCACCCCAAGCAAAUAAGGUGUCUGACAACAUUCACAGCCAGAUGGUCAUCCCUGCUACCCACAGAGGAACGAAACCCUGAAGUGCCACCUGUGGCGGGCUCCUGCAACCUUAGGUAGCAAGAAGCAUGGAGCAAGAGAGGAAAAUGCACAACAGCAAUCGUAUGUCUCUUUAAUGAAACAUCAACAAAAAAGCCACAAGCACCAGAACAACAUCCAAUAGUGUAAAAAAGUAAGAGACCGAAGAAUACGAGCCUCCUAGCAAUUCCAGCAUUUCUAGAUGGUAGGUUGCAGUUUCGCCUUUUAGACAAUCAGAGAAUUAUCGCCCGACUAUAUCAAAAUUCAUUUCUAAAGCUAAGAAGAGCAAUCUUCCUGUGAAUCUUGUGUGCACAUGUGGAUCUACAAAGCAACCGUCUCUGUUAACCUAGGAGAAGAUCAUAACAAGCAAGUGCCUUCAGAUGCAGGCAGGAACAGAGCUUGUGGACCUAGCCACCUUCAUCCCAGACAGAACUUUGUAAUUUCUGACAAAAUAUCUUAUUUCAGUGUGGUAUCUUCAGGAGAACCGCCCAGUCUGCCACACCAGACACAGGAAAGCAAUGCACAGCAACAGCUCCAAAAACAAGCUCAGCAGGCUACCGUCAUUCAGGCUGCAUGGAGAGGCUAUCGAGUCCGGAGAGAGCUGGAUGAAAUGAACAAAGCUGCUGUCAAGAUUCAGGCAGCUUACCGAGGCUACCGGACGCGGCAGGAAUUGCCCCUUGGGUUUUAUGAUUUCUUUGGGGAUAAAAAGCCAGUGUUAGAUCAGACAAAGAAAGAAGAAGAGAGGAUGGCGUCUCUCCCUGGAGUGUCUGGAGCCCUGGAGUGCCACAUGUUCCUUGGUGAGGGCUCCCAGGCAUCAGGUAUUUCCAUGGGACACGAGGGGCCAACAGCUCCGUGCAGCGACAGACACGACCCAGGCACUGUUGUUAUUCCCAGAGCAGUUGUCUGCAAACCAGCGUUUCCUCUCAUGUCAAGCAAUGUUCUGGUCCUUGGUAAUAGUUCACCUACCUGUGAAGUCUUCCCAGCCUUGACAUCUGGACAGCAAGUCCACGAUGCUGCGGAUAACAUUUGGGCUGUAAGGAGAGGGCCUCAAAGCCUAGAAGAGUUUGAUAAAGUGGAGAGACAAGCUGCGAAAAUAGCAGAGCACGGCCAGAUCUUAGUUUGCAGUUAUCAGCUCAGAACAAACCGCUGUGAAAAGUAUCACAUUUCAGAGAUAUGCAGCAUCACCGAAACGCAGAAGUUAUCCCCAAAGCUUCAAGAUAGGGUGCCCUGCCCCAAACGAGGCCUCACUGUACGCUUAGAAGUGAGAAAGGAAAACAGAACGACCAAGGCAGGAGGCAAAGUGCCAUCUAUUAGAAACAUUGAUGUGUAUGCAGUGGUGAGGAGCCCGCCAGCCUCCUCGAGGCCCUCGAUGUCCCUCCACGUUUCCAGCCCCACCGCGGUGGUGGAAGGCUCCCACCGGGACGCGGGCAGAGGCCGGCUGUGCGGGCUGUACGCCGUCCGCAGGCACGGGGCCUCGCAGCCCUCGCACAUCCACAUUCAUGUAAACGUGGUGGAAACAAGAAGGGAGGCAGGAGCGGCAGGAAAGCGCUGA
This is a messenger RNA of Oxyura jamaicensis (ruddy duck), 2331 nucleotides long. RefSeq names its product IQ motif containing N (gene IQCN). The transcript has 2 exons. Gene Ontology annotation, cellular component: spindle pole. Gene Ontology annotation, molecular function: protein binding. The record is from RefSeq and is a predicted model, not a curated record. Lineage: Eukaryota; Metazoa; Chordata; Aves; Anseriformes; Anatidae. Gene Ontology annotation, biological process: establishment of meiotic spindle localization; mitotic cell cycle; spindle organization. Bases 1093 to 2331 code for a protein of 412 amino acids.